CUUCGUUUAAGAAUUCCUGUUAGAAGAUUCCUUCCAUUAGAAGCUAUUCGAUUUAUUCCAGCUUUUGCAGGAAACAUUCAACUUAAAGUAAAGUUCAGUAGCGACGCCUUACAAUGCACAUCUAUAUCUGUAAAUGAUAUCAUUGCUUUCAAUCCAACUCUUAAAGUUGCAUUUGCUUCAGAUUCAAAUUCACCGACAAAUAAAUUUGUUCCAUGGAAUGAACCAUUCACUAUGAUAACGAAGGCAGUAGAAGCUAGUGGAACAGUUACUAUUACAACUGUAACCCAGCAACUAUUUCGAACAAAGAUGGAUUUUAAUGAAUGUUUCAUUCAUCCAAAAUCAUUCUCUUUAGACCCUAACAUUUAUACAGAACUUGUAGAACAUUAUACAAACGAGGCUUUAUGUUUUCCUGUUAAA
Messenger RNA from Trichomonas vaginalis G3, 417 nucleotides. RefSeq lists its product as uncharacterized. NCBI's taxonomy places the organism in Eukaryota, Parabasalia, Trichomonadida, Trichomonadidae. The transcript has a single exon. The record is from RefSeq and is a predicted model, not a curated record. The annotation marks the transcript as partial.